This is a messenger RNA of Lycium ferocissimum, 1741 nucleotides long. Its product is annotated as pentatricopeptide repeat-containing protein At5g08510-like. The coding region runs from base 184 to 1707 and encodes 507 amino acids. The record is from RefSeq and is a predicted model, not a curated record. The transcript has 2 exons. Gene Ontology annotation, biological process: RNA modification. NCBI's taxonomy places the organism in Eukaryota, Viridiplantae, Streptophyta, Magnoliopsida, Solanales, Solanaceae. Gene Ontology annotation, molecular function: RNA binding; protein binding.
AUCUCUAAGUUUUACUGAUUUCAUAAAUGUCAUACUUUUAACCCCAUUUAAAUCUCUUAUUACGUAGAUUUUCUAUUAUUUUCAUUUGUCCACUUUAUUUCAAACGGUGCAAUAGCAAUUAUUCAAAAGAAUAUCUUAUAAGGUAGAUUUUUGCAUGGUGCAUUGACGCAUCAAACAUUUCUUAUGAACCAACUGAAAAAAAUACACGCCCAUACUCUCCGAAAUGGCAUUGACUUUACCCAGUUCUUGAUCACCAAGCUUCUUGAAAUCCCAAACAUCCCAUACGCCCACAAAGUGUUCGACAAUAUUACCAAACCAACUGUUUUCCUUUACAACAAGCUCAUUCAAGCUUAUUCUUCGCAUGGCAUUCCAAGCCAGUGUUUUUCUCUAUACAUUCAAAUGCGCCGUCAAGGCUGCUCCCCUAACCCACACUCCUUCACAUUUCUCUUCGCCGCGUGCACCAAAACGAGCCCUAUUCAAGGCCAAAUGUUCCAUGUCCAUUUCAUCAAAUGGGGUUUUGAAUUUGAUAUUUAUACCUUAACUGCACUUAUUGACAUGUAUGCUAAAAUGGGGUUGUUUCCUUUCGCGCGAAAGCUCUUUGAUGAGAUGGAAAUGAAGGAUGUGCCCACUUGGAAUUCUUUGAUUGCAGGGUAUGCCAAGAAUGGAAAUGUGGAAGAAGCUUUUAAAUUGUUUUCAGUUAUGCCUUCAAGGAAUGUGAUUUCCUGGACUGCUAUGAUCUCAGGGUAUUCGCAAAAUGGGAAGUAUGGGGAUGCACUAGCUGUCUACAAGGAAAUGGAGAAAGAGAGAGGGGUAAAGCCGAAUGAAGUCACAAUUGCUAGUGUUCUUCCAGCUUGUGCGAAUCUUGGGGCGCUGGAGGUUGGGGAGAAGAUUGAAGCUUAUGCAAGAGUGAAUGGAUACUUUAAGAAUAUGUUUGUUUGCAAUGCUGUGCUUGAAAUGUAUACGAAAUGUGGUAGAAUUGAUAGGGCAAGGCAACUGUUUCAUGAGAUUGGUAGGAGGAGGAACUUGUGUUCUUGGAAUACCAUGAUCAUGGGGUUAGCUGUCCAUGGAAAUGGUGAUGAGGCUCUAAAGCUUUUCAACCAAAUGCUGGGAGAAGGAAAUGCACCUGAUGAUGUAACAUUUGUGGGAGCAAUUUUAGCAUGCACACAUGGAGGCAUGGUAGCAAAGGGCUGGGAACUCCUCAAUUUGAUGGAGCAAAGAUUUUCCAUAGCUCCAAAGUUGGAACACUAUGGCUGUAUGGUUGACCUCUUAGGCCGGGCUGGGAAAUUGCAGGAAGCUUAUGAUCUUAUACAAAGCAUGCCAAUGAGACCUGACUCUGUUAUAUGGGGAACUCUGCUUGGUGCCUGCAGUUUCCAUGGCAAUGUUGAACUAGCUGAGAAAGCAGCCGAAUUCCUUUCUGUGUGGGAACCGUGGAAUCCUGGGAAUUAUGUUGUUCUCUCAAAUAUUUAUGCAAGAGCUGGUCGAUGGGAUGGUGUUGCAAGGCUAAGGAAACUGAUGAAGUCCUCCCAGAUUACAAAAGCAGCAGGGUACAGCUUCAUUGAGGAGGGAGGUGAUAUUCAUAAGUUUAUAGUAGAGGAUAAAUCCCAUCCAAAAUCAAAUGAGAUAUAUGCACUGCUUGAUUUAGUCACAACUAAAUUAAAGCUUGAUGUAAGCACCAUUGAUAUUGAUUUGGAUUCUAUUGUUGAAUGAAUUUUAGCAACAAUCUGAAUAGUUUUUGGACCUA